GGCCAAGCAGACUUCUCCAGACUUCGACACUGUCAACAAUUUAUUACCGGAAAUGGAAUCUCAAAGGGCGUGACAGUCUUUCAGUUCACCUCAGUUGAUAUCUCUUUCGGCUUCUUUCCCUUUCCCCCACCCAUGUCAAAAUGAUAGAGUCGAGCUGCGUCAUCUUUUCGUCGUGUUUAAAUUCCGAUACAUACCACAAGACUCUCCAUUAAAGGUCCGACAAUGUCUCUCGCAAAAAUCAAGAGCGUCAAACACCUGACGAUCGUUAUUAAGAUCGGUAUGAACUCGCCAUGAUCUAUCGAUCCAAGUCGCUGAACCAAAAGCCACUCAACUACAAGAAGCUCACCAUUGUUAUAGGAACAUCCUCGAUUGUCGAUGAGAAGACUCAUGAGCCCAUCUUAUCGAUUCUUUCUUUGAUUGUGGAGACUGCAAUCAAGCUACGGAGAGAUGGCCAUCGAGUGGUACUUGUGUCUUCGGGGGCCAUUGGCGUUGGACUGCAGAGAAUGAAAAUGUCUAAACGACCGAAGCAUUUGGCUCAAGUUCAGGCUCUUGCUGCAAUAGGUCAAUCCCGCCUUAUGUCCAUCUGGGACUCACUAUUCGCCCACAUGAACCAACCUGUGGCGCAAAUCCUACUCACUCGAAACGACAUCGCCGAUCGAUCUCAAUAUCUCAAUGCCCAAAAUACCCUCGCUGAAACGCUUUCAAUGGGUGUUGUUCCAAUUGUCAACGAAAACGACACUUUGGCCGUCUCAGAAAUCAAAUUUGGCGAUAAUGAUACUCUUUCUGCCAUCACAGCUGCCAUGGUACAUGCAGAUUACCUCUUCCUCAUGACCGAUGUGGAAGCCUUAUACGACUCCAACCCCCGGAAAUUCCCUGAUGCUAAACCAAUUCUGGUAGUCGACGAUAUCGACGCUCUACAAGCCGAUGUGUCCUCUGCGGGCUCCGCUCUCGGAACAGGCGGUAUGGCUACCAAGAUCGUUGCAGCUCGACUAGCUACGGCUGCCGGCACAUCGACAAUUAUUACAAAGUCUUCAAAACCGGGCAACAUCGCCGCCAUAAUUAAUCACCUCCAUCCUCCAAUCGACCCGUCCACCAAUGAACCCAUGCUACAAACUGAACUACCUCCUCUUCACACUAGGUUCAUUCCCUCUCCAUCCCCAAUCCGAAACCGUGCAUUUUGGAUCCUGCACGGCUUGGCUCCACAUGGGACAAUCUACAUUGACCGCGGGGCAUUCAACGCUCUCGCAAACAAGGCAGGCCUCCUGCCUGUGGGUAUUGUCGGGGUCGAGGGUUCCUUCGCCCAACAAGAGUCUGUCCGGCUUGUGGUUGUGGACAAAGUUCCAUUGGGAUCGCUUUCGCCAACUGGCGACUCCUCCUCGGCGUCAAUGCAAAUGGUUAGCAACCGCGAAGAAAUUGGCCGAGCAGUGGUCAACUAUGCUGCCGCUGAGGUGGCUAGGAUCAAGGGACUGAGAAGCAGUGAGAUCAUGGCGGUGCUGGGCUAUGCCGACACUGAGUACGUGGCCUUCCGUGAGAACGUUAGCUUGAUCGCAUCGACCGGAGACCGGAGCGUGGGAAGUCGGCCUGAGACUCCAACAGCAGGAUUCCGAACACCAGGUCGGGCAGACAAGGGCGGAUCAACACCGGAAGCCAGUGUGGCUGACUUGAGGAAUGUCAAUCCAUGAUGUCGAAGACAACAGCACCGGGGUUUAAUGGAGUUCUUUUUAAGGACUUUCCCAAACAAUGAUCUUGGCAGACCGCUUCUAUCGGUCAAAAUCCGAUCUUGAAGGCUGAAGGGACAUUGGCCUUCAAGGUUGUGUGGUUCACAACCGAACAGGUACCCUUACCAAUGCAGAGUUGGUCUCCUCAUGCUUCGGAUGACACCAGACCUCCACAUCCUAUGAAGGACGAAAUCAUGUCUUCAUUCCCAUCGUCAUCAGCAUCUCCACCACAAAGCAUGGGUCGAUUUUCGGUUGGGAGUGGUCGGUGAUGACUUGGGCACUAUAUAUGACGAAAGAGUAUGAACAUAAACAGAUGCCUCCGAAGGCUACGAAUUUGAAAAUUUGCAGAAACCAGAUGCGACCCUGUCUAAAGGUUGAUCGGACUCGGCACGCACCAAGACAAACAAACAAAUCAGACCAGUAGUUGGCAGUCCCUGGCAAGAGCAUGGCUUUCGUUCAUCGGAUCCCAAAUCCACUCGGAGAUUUUGUCAAUCAGCCGGUCCAGAUUCGGAUUGCCGAUAUUUACGCAAUUGCAACGGCGACUAGGAUAGACGAGAAGAUAGAAUUUUUCGAUUCGUUAGCAUCGAAAUCAUGACUGCCGAUACCAAUUGGAUGUGGUUCGAUUCCGUGAUGGAGGUGAAUAUUCUUGGAUCACGACAGAAAAUUCCUACACUGCCGAGGGAUCAGGCGAAAGGUCAGCCUUCCAAACCUGUAAUUUCGAACUUUCUAUCCGUGCUUUGAGGUCUGAUCUCUUGCCAC
Messenger RNA from Exophiala mesophila, 2477 nucleotides. RefSeq names its product glutamate 5-kinase. The record is from RefSeq and is a predicted model, not a curated record. The transcript is spliced from 2 exons. The coding region runs from base 291 to 1682 and encodes 463 amino acids. Gene Ontology annotation, cellular component: cytosol; cytoplasm. NCBI's taxonomy places the organism in Eukaryota, Fungi, Ascomycota, Eurotiomycetes, Chaetothyriales, Herpotrichiellaceae. Gene Ontology annotation, molecular function: RNA binding; ATP binding; glutamate 5-kinase activity.